UCUCUCUUCUCUCUCUCUCUCUCUCUCUCUUUCUUUCUUUCGUUUCCUCUCCCUCUAUCCUUCCUUUGCUUUUGUGACACGGUUGGGCGCCCCUUUUCUCAAUGUCACCUGUUUACAUUCUACGAGCAACAAGUCAAAGCGUUCCAAAUAGUCUCGUCCUUGCUCUUCGACCAGAAUGGAGGAAGCUAGGACCUUGCUCGCAAGGCCCCUUCGUGAUCAUGGCGAUGAUGACGACAACAAAACUCGAAUGGAAAUGAGGUCAUCGUUGAAUUCGGUGGAUACGAUUCCGUGGGGCGAUGACGCCUGCCAUUCGUCAUCGUCGUCUUAUUCGGCUAUUGAUUUUGAUCCGAAGGGCCAGCAAUCUCCCCCACCGGACGCACCGGACGACCUCCGUAAUUUACUUGCAAUCGUCAAAACAGGCGAUGUCGCGAAGCUGAACGAACUGGUGGACGAUGUCGGCAAGCAGGGUAUAUUGACCGUCAUCACAGAGCAGGAUGGAAAGAAAACAAACCCUCUCCAUAUUGCUGUUCUACACGGUGACGUGGAGGUGGUCAAUACAUUGAUGGCUUGUGGAACAGAUGAUCUGGUAAGCAACGUCGAUCACCAUAAAAACACACCUCUCCAUGUGGCGAGCUCGGCGGGUCAUCUCGACAUCGUCAAAGACCUCGUCUGUAGGGGCGCUUCGAUGAACUGCGAAAACCGAGACAGACAGACGGCCCUUCAUCUGGCUUGUAACCACGAUAGGGCGAAGAUUGCAAGCUUUCUCUUCGAAAACGGUGCUGACAUCACAAUCCAUGACUCGACCUACCUCAGCCCGCUGCAGGUGGCCAUAAACCACGACAGCUUUGAUGCCCUUCUCACACUGCUUAGGUGUUUGGUAUCGUCGAGUCGAAAACAUCAUGAAGUAGGAGCUGAGAUUCAGAGAUGGGCAGCGGCAAACAACAAAGCAGCCGCGCUCAGCAAGAUUCUGGAGAGUGACGUACGGUUCCCUACUCUGUCUGAUAGGGAUAUCAUGGAUUUUAUUAUGGAUGCCGUGAAGAACAGACACAAAGAGUUGGUGAUGGUGCUCCUCAACUGGUCCCAUCAGACCGUUGUACAUCACACGGACGCAGGAGGGAACACACCCUUGCACUACGCCGCCGAGAUUGGUGAUACCGUCAUCAUGCUUGAACUCAUCAAGGCUAGGGCUCACGUCAAUGCAAAGAAUUCCCAGAGAGAAGGUGAGCGGACCCCUUUGCACCUUGCUGCGGGGAACGGCUGGACUAGACCAGCUGGAAUACUGCUACAUUAUCACGCUCACAUCGAUGAGAGGGACCAGAGCGAGAUGACACCCCUGCACCACGCGUGUAUGAACGGCCAGAUUGAGAUGGUGGAGAUGCUACUCUUCGAUCAGGACGACGACCUCAUCACCAACAAGGCCAACGCAGUCGUGUGUGACGAGGACGGACGGACAUGUCUUGAUCACGCCAUCGACAACGGAUAUGAGGAUGUAGCAAAGCUGAUUCUCCGCCAUUCAAAAUGGCGAGAACUGAUGUGUAUCUCGAGUCUGGAUGAGGAGACUAACUAUCGGACCACGCCCAUGAGAAAACUCAUCCAGUCAAUGCCUGAUGUAGCGCAGAUAGUACUUGAUCGUUGCAUCACAGUGACUGGUGGAGAAUACUCGUCCAAACCCAGUAAGACUAAGACGGUGGAGUUCUACUAUGAAUUCCUUGAAGACACUUUCUCCCCAUGGAUCAGACAACCUGAAGACGGUGGCAAACAGGAAGGGCUUCUGAACAGAGUCUAUCAUAGGUUAUCAACAAUGAGAGGAUCCUAUCACUCAGCUAAAGCGAAGAAUUCCCAAUUCGACAUCAAAGGUCGUUUGAAGCGCAGUGCCUGGCCCUACAUCACAGACCCUCGAGAACGGUUCUUGAACCAUCCCCUGCAGAUCAUGACGAGCCUUCAGCGCGAGAGUCUCCUCGAUCACCCCGUCGUCACCACCUUCCUGCAUCACAAGUGGGUCUCGGUGGGUCGCUACGCCUUCAUCUCCUCCCUCGUCAUCUACCUUCUCUUCCUCUUCAUGCUGACCGGGUUCAUCAUCGUCAUGCCACCCAGCUACUAUGUCCAGUCUUUCAACCACACCCUGGAGAACCCGGAUCGCAUCACCUGGAAGGCCGAUGGGAAGCAGAGAUGGGUGGACAGCGCCUCGCAUUUCAACGUGCUCAUCUUCAACCGGUUUGGGUACAUCGUCAUCAUCGCCCUGUCCGUGCUCAAUUUAUUCAGAGAGAUUAUACAGAUGGCAGUUCACAGACUAAACUACUUCAAGAGUGCUAACAACUAUCUGGAGCUCUUCUUAUACAUCGCCGCUAUCCUGUUCACCCUGCCACGGGGUGACGUCGAAUUCGUCAACAAUGGUCAUCUUAUACAGCCAUGGCAGUGGCCCUUAGGUGCCUGUGCAGGGUUUCUGGCUUGGAUCAACCUGGUUCUCUUCAUGAGAAGAUCAUCCUUACUGGGCAUCUAUGUCAUCAUGUUCUUAGAUAUCACACGAACUUUCCUGAAGUUUGCAUUCAUCCUGUUCAUUGUUGUCAUGGCAUUCGCACUGACAUUCUACGCUUUGCUGAUGAACAAGAGCGCGUUUCACACUGUGGGCGACUCAUUGGCCAAGACUUUCGUCAUGAUGAUAGGCGAGUUUGAUUUUGAAAGCAUUUUCUUCAGUAGCGACUACAUGGAAUCCCAGUCCACUUCUUUCACCGACUCUCUCUUCAUACCAAAACUGACCUAUGUUUUCUUCAUCCUCUUCGUCGUGCUCAUGCCUAUUAUCAUGAUGAACAUGUUGGUUGGUUUAGCGGUUGAUGACAUCCAAGCUAUUCAAGCCAAAGCACACCUUCAUCGACUUACAAUGCAGGUUGAUUAUGUGAUGGAGCUGCAGUGUAAAUUUCCGCUGUGGGUAUGGAGAUCGUCUGUUAUUCGUAGGAAGGCAUUCGUCGUGAGUAAGACGAGGGUCGGCAAAUGGAUGCAGCUAAUUUCGAGUCUGAGGAAAGAACUGAAGAAAGCGAUUAAAAUUUGCAAUAACAAACAGCUUGCGGACGAGGAUCGGAUCAAGGAUAUUUCCCUGAAGGUAGAUGAGGUUAUCCAUGAUAUGAGAGAAAGGCAUGGUAAACAGGUCCAGGAGUCGGAGAGCGUUCAGAACUCGCAGAAGAGUAUCCACCAUCGAGUGGUUCAUCUGGAAGACAGCAUGAAACUCCUGCACAAGAAGAUUGAUGCCUUACUCGAGAGGAAGACAGAGCAGCAAAGAGAUUAAUAUUCUUAACAACUAAGCCCCCACCCCCCCUCCUUCUUCCUCCUCUCUUUUCUCAAAGUGAGGCGGUCCGUAAAAUGAAAGAGACUUAGCAAACGAGUCCAGGUUAUGGAGAGUUUUUAGAACUCACGAAAGAACAUUUUGGAAGACAGUGUGAACUCCCACUCAAGAAGAUGAAUGCCUUU
Messenger RNA from Strongylocentrotus purpuratus (purple sea urchin), 3462 nucleotides. RefSeq names its product transient receptor potential cation channel subfamily A member 1 homolog. The coding region runs from base 176 to 3280 and encodes 1034 amino acids. Gene Ontology annotation, biological process: transmembrane transport; monoatomic ion transport. Lineage: Eukaryota; Metazoa; Echinodermata; Echinoidea; Camarodonta; Strongylocentrotidae. Gene Ontology annotation, cellular component: membrane. The transcript is spliced from 19 exons. Gene Ontology annotation, molecular function: monoatomic ion channel activity; protein binding. The record is from RefSeq and is a predicted model, not a curated record.